GCGAUUUCGCUGGUCGCCGUUCACGGCCGUCGGUCGGCGCGGGUGUAAACAAAAACAUAACCUAAAUGCCGCGUAAUUUGAAAUUAACUAUUCAAAAUUUAUUUUAUUGUAAUAUUACCCCUAUAACCUAAUCACGUUUGAUAUAUCAUUUUCAGUUUUAAUAGUAAAUACGUAUAAUAACGUAAAGUCUGAAACCGGAUUAUUUCUACACAACACGGAGCAUAAAUGUGUCGGUUACAAAAGCUUACGCUGAGUUCCUCUUACGCAUUUCUUAUAACCAAACGUAAAACGCGGCAGUGCGGUGGCGCCCGACAAUGUUUAACUUACAAAAUAUUUUUUUACGAAACAGUAAACUGUUCCUUAAAACGAGAUUGUUCAUGUACUGUUUGACGUACGCCCAUCUAAAUAUAAUGUCUGUGGUUUUAUUGAACAAGGAUUUUGCGACUUCCAAUGAUCCAGAUCUAAAAGUUUAUUUGACACUAAAGUGGAAAUUGAUUACAACAUGGUUCAAUAUUUUGACGAUACCAUACAUUCCAAUUUGCGUGUACGUCGACUGGCGCGAACUCAAAAGGAAAGCCGACCGCCCCGUGCCGCCAAACGUAGAAAAAUUGAAAAAUAUUCGAGACUUUUACUUUACAAAUCUCAUAUUGCCAGCCACAUUGUAUGCGGACGUACUAUUCUGGAACUUAUGGAACACGGACAGAAAGUUAUUGAUGCCGCUGUCAGUCGACAAGUACGUGUCGGUGUGGGAACAGCAUAGUAUGCACACCGCAUCUCUGGUCUUUGUCAUAUUCGACUUAGUACUAGUGCCGCGGCAAAGACCAAAGACAUAUAAAUGGGGUGUCAUACUUUUAUCCAUAUAUCUGACCAGCUAUAUUUUUGUAUGUCUGACGAGUUUAUUGAAAGGAGAAUACGUUUAUCCAGGGCUGAAGUCAUUUACCACAUUUAAAUUUGUCGUAUUGACCAUCCAUAUGUUUAUUGGUCACAUGUUCUACUAUACUGGACAAUGGAUUGUCAUCGACCUGCUCUGGGGUCAGAGUAAAAGUGUCAAGAAGAUAGCGUGAGGUGUCUAAACAAAAGAUGAAAAAGUCUUCAAUUGUUUAAACCGUAGAAUGUUUAUUUGAUGACGUCACUGAGUUAUUUAUUUUAGACUUUACUGUACUGUGUAAUAACAAAAAUACAUACCAAUUUAAAAUAAUUUUAAAUUCUUAAAUUUUCCUAUCGAAAUCAUAUUGCCAAAAUAAAGUAGAAAAUAUAAAAAUAACUUGGAUGUAGAAGGCGUAACGAUUUUAUAUGGUCAGAUAUUGUAAGACAAAAUAAUUUGAUUAAUCAGAAGUGUACUUUGCUUGUAAUCUGUGGAUAUUUUUAUGAUUUUAUUUCCAUUUUUUGUAUGUAAUCCAUAAUUAUUCUGACUUCUGAUUAUUCCGUGGUUUUCGGUUUAUUCGUUUUUAAUAAACUGUUCUACAGAAAUCUCUAUAGAGCUUAAAUUAGUAACUAACUGCAGAUUACAUAAUAAUAUAAUAAUUAUCAUAUGUAGGUUUCUUGAGGUAUUUUUAAUAGAAACAUUACUAUGAAGUUAAUG
This is a messenger RNA of Papilio xuthus (Asian swallowtail), 1582 nucleotides long. RefSeq names its product androgen-dependent TFPI-regulating protein. The record is from RefSeq and is a predicted model, not a curated record. Lineage: Eukaryota; Metazoa; Arthropoda; Insecta; Lepidoptera; Papilionidae. Bases 315 to 1064 code for a protein of 249 amino acids. Gene Ontology annotation, cellular component: membrane; endomembrane system. The transcript is spliced from 4 exons.